ACUCAUACGAAGGGAGCGCUCUCUGGUAAAUGGGUCCACCAAGUCGACGGCGGAGAUGAGCCGGCCGCGUCACGCGCGGCUCACGUGAUUCGCUCGGCGCCAUGGCGGCGGGCUGCGAGGAAGCCGCAAAGAAGCUAGUAGACUAUCUUCGUCGACGGCCGCUGACGAGAAAAAAAAUUGUCUUUUUUUUCAAACUGCGAAGCGGUGGCGAAUAGAAUAAUGGAGCAAAAUCGUUAUUUAGGGUUUUGAAAGGACGGGAUGUCGGUAUAUAAAACUCGGAUUUUUAGACAUUUUUCUCGCGAAUAAUUAUCGUGAAGAGGUGGAGAUCCGAUCUACUUACUGAGUUGGCGGAGUACGAUUUCAUCUGCUUUCAAUCAUCAGUUUUCAAUAGCUGCGGUGGUUUCAGCAGCUUGAGCAGGAGCUGCGAGGUUGCUUUUUUUGGGAUGGGUUCGAGGAGCUCCAAGCUGCUUGCGUGCUGCUGGAGUUCGAAGAAGAAGAAGACGUCGAUUCUGGAAGCUUCGGACGUCGAGGGGGAAGAUAAGCUCGAUGGUUAUCAAUUGCAGCCGUUCCAGGAGUUCUCAUUUGAGCAGCUCAGGGUGGCGACGUCGGGGUUUGCGGCGGAGAAUAUUGUUUCUGAACAUGGGGAGAAAGCUCCCAAUGUGGUGUAUAGGGGAAAGCUGGAUGCUCGGAGGAAGAUUGCUGUUAAGAGGUUUAACAGAUCUGCGUGGCCCGAUCCUCGUCAGUUCUUGGAAGAAGCAAGGGCUGUUGGCCAACUUCGAAACCACAGAUUAGUGAAUUUGCUUGGUUGCUGUUGUGAAGGUGAAGAGAGGUUGCUUGUGGCUGAAUAUAUGGCCAACGAAACACUUGCCAAACACCUUUUUCACUGGGAGAAUCAACCCAUGAAAUGGCAAAUGCGACUGAGGGUUGCACUUUAUCUAGCAGAAGCCUUGGAAUAUUGCACUAGCAAUGGCCGUGAUCUUUAUCAUGAUCUUAAUGCUUAUAGAAUUCUAUUUGAUGAUGAUUGCAAUCCUAGGCUUUCAUGCUUUGGCCUGAUGAAGAAUAGUCGGGAUGGUAAAAGUUACAGCACAAAUUUAGCAUUCACUCCUCCAGAAUAUCUGAGAACUGGAAGGAUUACGCAGGAAAGUGUGAUUUACAGCUUUGGCACAUUGCUGCUUGAUGUUCUUAGCGGAAAGCAUAUUCCUCCAAGCCACGCCUUGGAUUUGAUAAAAGAUAGAAACUUUCACAUGCUGACAGAUUCCUGUUUGGAAGGGCAGUUUUCAAAUGAGGAUGGCACUGAACUAGUGCGCUUAGCUUCGAGGUGUUUACAAUUUGAGCAACGUGAACGGCCUAAUGUAAAAUCAUUAGUCCUUGCAUUGACACCUCUCCAAAAAGAAGUUGAGGUUCCUUCGUAUGUUUUGAUGGAUAUGCCACAUGGAGAUGAAUCAUCUAUUGAGUCUUUGUCACUUUCUCCGCUGGGUGAGGCUUGCCUUCGAAUGGAUUUGACAGCUAUACAUGAGAUACUGGAAAAGAUUGGCUACAAAGAUGAUGAAGGAACAGCAAAUGAGCUUUCUUUUCAAAUGUGGACAAAUCAAAUGCAAGAGACUUUGAACUCGAAGAAAAAGGGAGAUACUGCAUUCCGGCAUAAGGAUUUAAAUGCUGCAAUUGAGUGCUACACUCAGUUCAUCGAUGUCGGAACCAUGGUUUCUCCAACUGUCUUUGCUCGUCGCAGUCUCUCUUACUUGAUGAGCGAUAAACCCCAAGAAGCACUUAAUGAUGCAAUGCAGGCCUUGGUCAUAUCUCCAACUUGGCCAACUGCAUUCUAUCUUCAAGCUGCUUCUCUUUUCGCCCUCGGAAUGGAGAAUGAAGCUCGCGAAGCACUCAAAGAAGGAUCUUCCCUGGAAACUAAAAAGAAUGGAAGCUCUGCGCGCUGAAGAAAUCAGAAUAAACCAACACAGUAUGGCAUAAUUGAAACACAUACAUGGAAUUAACUUUCCAGAUUUUGAGGAUUUCAUUGCUUUUUUGGAGAGUGUUCAUCUCAUCAAUUUUUUGAAGGAUUAAAUCCAUCAGUUUCAGGCAUCAAUCAUUGAAAUGGUGAAGGGAAUUUCUGUCAUGUUCUAUGAGCACACUAUGUUUUGUAUUAUAUGGUGGCAACAAAGAUGCCUAUGGAAGAGAUUUCAAAAUGUUUAGCUAUUUCUCAAUUGUGAAGGCAUUGAUAUUGAUGUUAACCUGUAUUUGUUCUUCAGGGUUUGAUUUUAAUUGUAUUUAUAUGACCCUAUCAUUCAGGUUCUUUUUAAUAAGACUUGCCUUCUGGUAAUAUUUCAUGCA
This is a messenger RNA of Dendrobium catenatum, 2325 nucleotides long. RefSeq names its product probable serine/threonine-protein kinase BSK3. NCBI's taxonomy places the organism in Eukaryota, Viridiplantae, Streptophyta, Magnoliopsida, Asparagales, Orchidaceae. The record is from RefSeq and is a predicted model, not a curated record. Gene Ontology annotation, molecular function: protein kinase activity; ATP binding; protein binding. The transcript is spliced from 11 exons. The coding region runs from base 444 to 1931 and encodes 495 amino acids. Gene Ontology annotation, biological process: brassinosteroid mediated signaling pathway; protein phosphorylation.